Cyclopterus lumpus (lumpfish) is the source of this 1660-nucleotide messenger RNA. It is a transcript of the gene vbp1, whose product is annotated as von Hippel-Lindau binding protein 1. Gene Ontology annotation, cellular component: prefoldin complex; cytoplasm. Lineage: Eukaryota; Metazoa; Chordata; Actinopteri; Perciformes; Cyclopteridae. Gene Ontology annotation, molecular function: tubulin binding. The record is from RefSeq and is a predicted model, not a curated record. Gene Ontology annotation, biological process: protein folding; tubulin complex assembly; microtubule-based process. The transcript has 6 exons. Bases 47 to 634 code for a protein of 195 amino acids.
CGUAAAACGUGAGGAACGGAAGGAAGGCGUUAGCUUCUCUCCCAAGAUGGCGGCGACCAUAGACAACAGCAAUGCCGUUCAGGCGACAAAGAGAAAGCACCUGGGGAUCCCCGAAGCCGUGUUUGUGGAGGAUGUCGACUCUUUUUUGAAGCAGCCGGGCAACGAGACGGCCGACUCGGCACUGAGGAAGCUGGACGAACAGUACCAGAAAUAUAAAUACAUGGAGCUCAACCUGUCUCAGAAGAAACUCAGGUUGAAAAGUCAGAUUCCUCAAAUCACCCAGACGCUAGAAAUCCUCCGACACAUGCAGAAGAAGAAGGAGACCACGGCGCCCAUGCAGACGCACUUCAUGUUGGCUGACAACGUUUACUGCAAGGCCUCGGUGCCGCCCACCGACAAAGUCUGCCUCUGGUUGGGGGCGAACGUCAUGUUGGAGUACGACAUCGACGAAGCCCAGGCGCUCCUGGAGAAGAACCUGUCCACGGCUUCUCGUAACCUGGAGACGCUCGAGGACGAUCUGGACUUCCUGCGAGACCAGUUCACCACCACCGAAGUCAACAUGGCACGAGUCUACAACUGGGACGUGAAGAGACGGAGCAAAGAGAACAUCCUCAAAUUAGCAGACAAGUCUUAAUAUCAGCAGAACAACGUCCUCGCACACACGCACACACACACACACACACACACACACCUCUUUCUGCUAACCAUCUUCUCCUUUAUCCAAUAAAAAAAAAAAAACACGUCCUGCGUAUGUUUCAACCUCGGCGGAUGUACGAGGGCGCGUUUGAAAAGCGCGCUGCUUGAUUUUUUUUUAACUCCUCGGGGUGAUUAAAUCAAACGCGCCUCGUCUCUCGUGCCCUCCUGUGAAGUCGAACUUCACUCUUUGUUUUUGUUAAAAGUAUUAUUUUUUUUUUCAAGUAAAAACCAAGCGAUCCUAAAGAGGCCAUUUGUUUUGUUUUUAAUGAUUUCGGGUUCUCCGUCUUUCACUCCUCGCCGACCUCUGUUUGACCUCAACGACGUUCCCGAUUUAUUUUGUGUUGGUUCUUGAAACAUUGCAUUUAGUCUCCGCCCCCACUCGGUAGAAUCCGGCUUGUAAGACGACAAAAGAUCACAGCAGAAGAACAGAAAGAAAGUGAGACGGGUUGAGUCUCCCUCCUCCUCCUCCUCCUCUUCCUCCUCCUCCUCCUCACUGUUCUGUCUGUAUUUAUUUGUCUCUCACUGUAUUCAUUAAACAAUGAAUGAAGUAAACAAAGAACAUUUGGGGCCGAGAGACGAGACCUCGACGUGGUGUUUUAUUCUUCUGGGGAGAACUCGUAACCUCUGAAGGUAAUUUAAAAAAAAAAUGGUAUACAGAUACACAAAUACAUAACAUUUAUACAGAGUAACUACAUUUAAAGAUGUACGAAGGACGACAACUGUCAUGCAAAUCAUUAUUAAGCAUCAAUUAGAAGAAAAAAAAUAUAUAUUCAAAUUAAGUCAUUAAUUAAUCCAAAAAUAAACAGACUAAAUUCCUAAAAGUAUGAAUAGUUUAUUUUUUUUAUGAAUCCCCUUUUAAUUAGUUCUAUUUAUUGAUUGCUUGACAUGAAUUUGUAAACACUUGUAUUCAUUUCCUGUUUUUAUUGUCUUAAUUAGACAUCAAUAAAUAAAAAAUGCUCUAUAA